Molecule: messenger RNA, 625 nt
Organism: Sipha flava (yellow sugarcane aphid)
Lineage: Eukaryota; Metazoa; Arthropoda; Insecta; Hemiptera; Aphididae
Gene: maf-S
Product: transcription factor MafK
Exons: 3
Coding region: 145-546 (133 amino acids)
Biological process (GO): regulation of transcription by RNA polymerase II
Cellular component (GO): nucleus
Molecular function (GO): DNA-binding transcription factor activity, RNA polymerase II-specific; RNA polymerase II cis-regulatory region sequence-specific DNA binding
Source: RefSeq, a predicted model, not a curated record
AAAGUGAUAAUGGGUUAUACGUAUUAGAUGUUAUUACAAAGAAGAAAAUUGAAACUAUACAUAAAACAAUUAAUAACUUCAAACGGUAAAUAUUCAAUCGCCAUUUUUCCAACUAACAUUUUAUUUUAAAAUACGGUUGUAUUAAUGAAUAUGUCUCCACUGAAAAGAGAAUACUUGCCUCCACCGUUGUCACCGAGUCCCGUAUUGGAUAUAAGCGAUGAUGAACUGGUUACAAUAUCCGUACGUGAUCUAAAUCGUCAGCUGAAAAUGAGAGGUUUGACUAGGGAUCAAAUAGUGCGUAUGAAACAGCGUAGAAGGACUUUGAAAAAUCGAGGUUAUGCAGCGAGCUGUCGUAUCAAGAGAAUUGAGCAAAAAGACGAAUUAGAAACAGAGAAAUCUCAAGAAUAUCAGGAAUUAGACGAUUUACAACAUUCAAAUAAUAUGAUACGAUCUGAAGUUGAAAAUACUAUCAGGCAAUUUGAGAUGUUGAAACGAUUUGCUGCUGCUAAUAAAGUAAUGUUACCUUUGGAACUUCAAACUUUAUAAUUAGAUGUUUAAUUAUUUGUAUAUUAAAAUGGAUCUAAUGGUAUUAUUUACAUUUAAAUUAUUAUACUUAAGUAUUUAU